UGAAGUGGGGAAAGCGAGGAAGGAAAGGGAACCUGGGCAGGGGAAGCCGGGGAAGAAAGUGAGAGCCGGGAUCGCAGUGACGGCGAGCGGGGAAGCGGGAACCCAGGCAGAGGAGGGGACCUGGAGCCGGGGCCGCCGAUGGAGGAACAGAGAUCGGGACCCGGGAGCGCCAACGAGGGAAUCGGGGGUCCAGCCGCUGGGCACCGAGGAGGGAGCUGGAAGCCCCUAGCUGGCAUGAGCUUGGCCGAGGCAGGAAUUUUGCACGCCUCCCCCACUAGAAAGCCCAGCUCUGGGGAGCGCGGCCUGGCACACGGCGUGUUUAGUUUGCGAGCUUUUGUACCUGUCCUUGGGUGUAUUUGGGCGUGUUCCGCCAGGUGAACGUUUUGAAACUGUUUAAGAAAGUGAUGUGGUCUCUGCGUGCGUCGGGGUGGUCGAUUUGUGUUGGAGCUGUGCGACUUUAGUGAGUGGUCAUUGCUUACUUUGUGUGAGAGUGUGUUUUGGGCUCAGAGGUCCUUCGUAACGCGUGCCUGUGUGAGGGACGGUGCUGUAGCUGCAUUUGUCUGCCCUUUCAAGUAAUGUGUGUGCAUGAUCCACUUACUCUCAGUGCUCUUCAUUGUGUGACUGAGACUUGAGAGCCGGGGAAACUGACUAGCUAGUGUUGUCUAGAUGAUCAAAUACUGACCAUUGUGUGUCUGUACAACUUGGCAGUUGGACAAAAUUAAUAAGAUAUUUUUUAAAUAGAGAGAAGAGGUGGACCAAAUAAUGUCCAGAAAAUACGUGGGAACCCCAUAAUUACAUGAUGACCAAUAUAUUGAAAUGACUAGAACCCCCUUGAGAGCACACAAACUUUCUCCCGUAACUGCCACUCUCAAACUUUCUAUUUGAAUCUUUUUUUUUUCCUUCUACUGGAUGAAUUCCUGGACAGUCAAUAAUUUCUUCAGUCAUUCUUAAGAUGCUAGACUUGUUAAACACAAAAUCAGUCUCCUAAUAGUCAUUUAGAGAAAUGUUCACUGUAGAGAGCAAUACAAACUUGUUUAAAAACCAAAAACUCUCCUUCCUCUGGAAGCCUGUACUGUAAAAGACAACAUGAUCAGUUUCUUCUCUAUUCUUCAACUUGAGUUUCAUCUUUUUGUUCCCUGUAGGUGAGUAGUGUCCAGACGGAAUGGAUUGGGAGUUGGAAAAGGGAAGCAGUUUGGUACUCUUAUAAUUCAGUGUCAGUCAUCUCUUCUGAGAGAAGCCGCUCCUGGGAACUUGCAUACACUUCCCUUCUCGUUGACAUAGUCAUAUCUGCAGCUGCCUCCUCAAGGCUCCUGGGGACAUGCAGAGACUUCCCUGCUCUUGGAGCUGCCCUUGUCUAAAGAGGGCCCAGGAGAAAGACUAGUCGCCUUUUGCGGAUCUGAAAACCAUGGCUCAGGGAUCCGUGUCCUUCAAGGAUGUGACUGUGGAUUUCACUCAGGAGGAGUGGCAGCAUCUAGACCCCGCUCAGAAGACUCUCUACAUGGAUGUGAUGUUGGAAAACUAUUACCACCUCAUUUCAGUGGGGUGUCACAUGACUAAGCCUGAUGUGAUCCUCAAGCUGGAGCGAGGAGAAGAGCCAUGGACGUCACUUACAAGUCAUACCUGCUUAGAAGAAACUUGGAAAGCUGAAGACUUUCUAGUGAAAUUCAAGGGACACCAUGAUAAGUAUUCCAGACCAGUUGUAUGCAUCAACCACAAAAAAAUGAUUAAAGAGAAUAGCAAUGCAUAUGAAAAAGCAUUUACUUUAGACAAAAAUCCCACUAAUUCAAAAAAUCUCCCUCCUGAAUAUGACACUCACGGAAAGAUUUUUAAAAAUGUUUCAGAACUGAUCAUCAAUAAUCUAAGUCCUACAAGGAAGAGACUCAGUGAGUAUAAUGGAUUCACUAAGCAAGAGGCAGCUCACUCAGGACUCAAAUCCCACAGUCAACAUGGCAGGACUUUCAGUCAGAAUGAGCUGCUUAUACAGUAUCACAAGAUGGAGACUACAGCACAGUCGUUUGGAUAUAACGACUGUGAGAAAGCCUUCCUGAAAAAAGGGGACUUAAUUACACAUGCAAGAACUUACAGAAGGGAAAACCCAUCUGAAUAUAAUAGAAGGAGAAGAGCAGCCAAUGUUGAAAAAAAACAUACAUGCCCAGAAUGUGGGAAAUCCUUCUGCAGAAAGUCAGUGUUGAUUCUUCAUCAAGGAAUUCAUACUGAGGAAAAACCCUAUCAGUGUCAUCAGUGUGGAAAUGCAUUUCGAAGGAAGUCUUACCUCAUCGACCAUCAAAGAACGCAUACAGGAGAGAAACCUUUUGUUUGUAGUGAGUGUGGGAAGUCCUUCCGCCUAAAGACUGCCCUCACUGAUCACCAGAGAACACAUACAGGGGAGAAAUCCUAUGAGUGUCCACAGUGUAGGAAUGCCUUCAGGUUGAAGUCACACCUUAUUCGUCAUCAAAGAACACACACAGGAGAGAAACCAUAUGAGUGUAAUGACUGUGGGAAGUCCUUCCGCCAAAAGACCACACUCUCUCUCCAUCAGAGAAUCCAUACGGGAGAGAAACCCUAUGUUUGUAAAGAAUGUGGGAAGUCCUUUCACCAGAAGGCAAACCUUACUGUACAUCAAAGAACUCAUACGGGGGAAAAGCCCUAUAUUUGUAAUGAAUGUGGGAAGUCUUUCUCCCAGAAGACAACCCUGGCUCUCCAUGAGAAAACUCAUAAUGAGGAGAAGCCCUAUAUUUGUAAUGAAUGUGGCAAGUCUUUCCGCCAGAAGACAACCCUUGUAGCACAUCAAAGAACACAUACUGGGGAAAAAUCCUACGAAUGUCCUCACUGUGGGAAGGCCUUUCGAAUGAAGUCAUACCUCAUCGAUCAUCACAGAACUCAUACAGGAGAGAAACCCUAUGAAUGUAAUGAAUGUGGCAAGUCCUUCAGUCAGAAGACAAACCUCAAUUUGCAUCAAAGAAUUCACACAGGGGAGAAACCGUAUAUUUGUAAUGAAUGUGGGAAGUCCUUUCGCCAGAAGGCAACACUGACUGUCCAUCAGAAAAUACAUACAGGGCAGAAAUCCUAUGAGUGCCCUCAGUGUGGCAAAGCCUUUAGCAGGAAGUCAUACCUCAUUCACCAUCAAAGGACUCACACAGGGGAGAAACCAUAUAAAUGCAAUGAAUGUGGGAAGUGCUUUCGCCAGAAGACGAAUCUCAUUGUACAUCAGAGAACUCACACAGGGGAGAAGCCCUAUAUUUGUAAUGAAUGUGGCAAGUCGUUUAGUUACAAGAGAAAUCUCAUUGUUCAUCAGAGGUCACACAAGGGAGAAAAUAUAGAAAUGCAUUAAAAGUAAUUUCUUUGUGAAGAAACUUUCCAAGUUAUUAUAAACACGUCACUAAAAGAGAAAGCAUGCUUUAACAUGUUAAUACAGUAACUUUAACCACAAAUGUUAACAACUGUUAAUUUAAUGUACCCUACCACGUGACUGUCUACUUUUUACUAGCUUACAAAAAUGGGUAUGAUCACUGAUAUUGAACAAUUAUCAUCAGUUAAGCUAAUUUAUAAGUUUUCAAGUGCUUCUGCUGUUUUUAAAAUUAUAUAAUACAGGCAUAUUCAAGAUAUAAAAUGGCUGUAAUGACCAGCCUCCAUCAGAGAAAGAAAACAUGAACUAUAAUUCUUACCGCACUCUGUGAAAUAAAAAGUAGUUAGUUGUUAUUUCCCCCCAAAACUACCCCUUCACUGGCUUUUAACAUCAAGAAGUAGGUUUUGCAUGUUUCUAAACUUUAUAUUUUCUCAUAAUCAUGAAUCUUUUUGUCUUUCAGCAUUUUAAGAUUCAUACAUUAUUGCAUGUGGCAGUAGUGUAUUCAUUUUCUUUCUGUAUAC
Molecule: messenger RNA, 3867 nt
Organism: Condylura cristata (star-nosed mole)
Lineage: Eukaryota; Metazoa; Chordata; Mammalia; Eulipotyphla; Talpidae
Gene: ZNF567
Product: zinc finger protein 567
Exons: 5
Coding region: 1406-3331 (641 amino acids)
Biological process (GO): negative regulation of transcription by RNA polymerase II
Molecular function (GO): DNA-binding transcription repressor activity, RNA polymerase II-specific
Source: RefSeq, a predicted model, not a curated record